CUUACUUAUUUCAUUCAACGGCUGGCAAAUUUAUAACGUGCUUUGCCUUGGUCGCAGAGACCUAAGUACGAGGGAGCAGAAUCACCCAAUCCAUCCAUCAAAGUGGAUGUCACUUGUUUGGGCUGAAAGUGGUUUUCUAAAGUUUGUCGAGCAAUAAUCCGACGACUUAAUUUCCCAUAAAGCUGCCUUGUAUAAUAAGUGACUCAUAACAAGACAUACAUUCUCAUGCGAAUUGUGUAAAGUGAAAGCAACUCAUGUCAGUCACAUGGUCGAUUGUAAAAACCCAGUAGGAAGAUAAGGAUCAAAGUAUAGUAUUACAUACACAGUGUGGCAAUAAUAAUUGCGGAAAUCAGCACACACAGCACUGACCAUUCAUUCAGAAUUCUUGAGUCGACCUAAUCAGUCAAUCGUGCGGACGUCAUUAUAUUGUCGAGUUUCUUCUAGAAUUGCUCAAGCAGGAACCAGUAUUGGACAUACGAUGCAAGCAAAACGCAACUUCUUACGACUGGGCUACGCAAGAGAAAGCUGCUGCUGGGACAAAGUAAAGCAACGAAUGCGAUAGUUGCAGAUUGGACGCCAGCGGAGAAAGUAGAGUAUAACGAGGAGUCGUAGUACUUAAAUUAGAAUUUUAUUACCCGACACGUAAUCACAUUAAGUGUACCUGAUCAAACUUUUCUACUGUUUUACAUAAAUUUAUUGGUUAAGAGAUUUGUGAUACUUUAUUAGAGAAAGUGUUUAACGGGGCAUUUUGAAAUUCCUUCGAAAACCAAGUACCUUUAACUACGCGUAUACCUGAUUAAUCCAUUAUGAUGAAGGAUCCAGUCUGGGACUCUUUGAUAACUCAUCAUAAUCUUGAAGCCAAUCAUAAACGGGUCGGAUCCGACAAUACAAAUUACUUGAUAGAUAUCGAAGCCAGUGCCAAUGAGGCAAUACGAGACGCCAACGCUGCAACUAGCUGUGCGACCAGUCCUGAUUCAGAGUCACGUUCUUCCAGUGAGACUUCGAACAAGGAUUCCGACCUUGGGGGCAACCUCAUCGUACCCAACAGUUUCAUGGACAAUGCUUACUCCUCAAAAAACAAGAAGCCCUACACGAAACGACUAGUUCGGAAAUCGGGCGGCGUUUGUGUCAAAAUUGUCAACGUGGAAGACCGAGGGGAGCGAUAUGUUGGAGACUUUUUCACAACCUUGGUUGAUGUCAAAUGGAGAUGGACGCUCACUUAUUUUACCAUCAGCUAUGUCUUAUCCUGGUUUCUAUUUGCAUUGAUAUGGUGGGUUAUCGUAAGAGGUCACGGGGAUAUGGACCACUUUGAGGAAGAAGGAUGGAAGCCGUGUGUCGUGGGGGUGGCAUCAUUCUCCUCCAUUUUUCUUUUCUCGUUGGAAACUCAGCAUACAAUCGGCUAUGGAUACCACCGGAUGAGUGACGAGUGUAUGGAAGCAAUUAUUCUUCUGGUUGUGCAAUCCAUAAUUGGCGUCAUAAUUGAAAGUCUAACUGUGGGUGUGUUUAUCGUCAAGUUAUCAAGGUCUAAAAAACGAGCACAAACCGUCGUGUUUAGCAAGUUUGCAGUCAUUUGCCAAAAGGAAAAAGGAUUGGCACUCAUGUUUCGGGUAGCGGAUGUUGGAAAGAGCAUGCUCCUCGAAGCACAUAUCAGAGCUCAAUUAAUUUCAAAGACGGUAGGAAAAUCGGGCAAAGUGAUUUUGUGUCAGCAAUCCAUUACGUUGGAAGCUGACGAUCAAGAUGAGGAUCGUCUCCUAUUGUUCUGGCCGACAACAAUCUCUCACGAUAUUGACGAGGAGAGUCCAAUGUACUCGAUGAAUCCUCAGCACUUUAAGAAAAGUUGCGACUCUCAAUUCGAAAUAGUCGUAGUGUUGGAGGGCAUCGUGGAAUCGACUGGAAUGACGACGCAAGCUCGGACAAGUUAUCUGCCAUCAGAAAUCUUAUGGGGCCACAAGUACAUCGACUUGCUACACGAAGGCGUGAAAUAUACUGCAAAUAUGGAAUUUUUUCACACGACCUUUCCACUUCCGGAAAUGUCUGCUCAUUCAGCCAAAGAAUUGAAGGAAAUGGAGGAAACCGAGUCUGAGAUCGUGGACGAUCAGCAGCAUUGACAUUUGUUACCUGUUGUAAAAAAGAAUUGUAUUUUGUUACACGAAAGAGAACGACGAGCUGAAUGUUGGCAAUAAAAAUGAGUCGGAUAUUUUUGUAA
This is a messenger RNA of Folsomia candida, 2206 nucleotides long. Its product is annotated as G protein-activated inward rectifier potassium channel 3. Gene Ontology annotation, molecular function: inward rectifier potassium channel activity. Gene Ontology annotation, cellular component: plasma membrane. The record is from RefSeq and is a predicted model, not a curated record. The transcript has 11 exons. NCBI's taxonomy places the organism in Eukaryota, Metazoa, Arthropoda, Collembola, Entomobryomorpha, Isotomidae. The coding region runs from base 807 to 2108 and encodes 433 amino acids. Gene Ontology annotation, biological process: regulation of monoatomic ion transmembrane transport; potassium ion import across plasma membrane.